UAUAUUUCAUGUAUUCUAUAUAUUUUUGGUCGUAAGACUUAAUUGUUAAAUUAUUUUUAAAUCAUCCCUAUCAAAUUACGGGUUAACUAGUUUAGUAUACUAAUUACCUGUGCAUCAAUGGUGAUCCAAUUGUUAUACAAAUUUUUAUAAAACUUCAAGAUAGAUCUAAGCAAAAGAGUAAAAAAGUGUUAUUAUUUAUUAAUAAUAACAAUAUGAUGAGCGUGAAGUGGCAGAACAACACUGAUUAUUGUUAUACAUUAAACUACCAGCUACACAAUUAAUUCCAAUUAUAAUUUUAUUCAAUAAAUUAAGAACACUAAAAUCACAAGUCUUUUCUUACUUUAUAAGGUCUAUUAUUAACCAUAACCAACAAUAUUGCUAUGCAUUAUAUAAAAUAUAGGUAUUAUUAGUUUAAUAAAGAGAUAUAAAAAUAAAAAUAAAUUACUUAUAUUAUUCAUUGAAUUUAAAUAUACAAUAUUAUAUUCUAAUUUGAUAACUUGAUAAUCUUGAGCAUGUUUUUAAAUUUAAAUAUGAGACAACAAUUAACCGUUUCUUCUUUCCUAUAAAUUAUGUUAAUGUUUUAUUUGAUUAAUUUGGUUUUUAAAUCUGUAUUAACCUUUGACUUAUGAACUUUAUGUAGGUAUACUUAUUCUUUCAGAUAAACAUAUUUAUUAAAACAAAGUUGUAAAAAGGAAUAAUAAAUUUAAGUACCAAGGUACUUUAUAUAUAUUUUUAUUUAAUCAAUAACUAUAUCCUCUGUAUCCUAGUAACCACAUCAUAUAUAUUUAUAGUAAAGAAGAUAGUUCUGUACUUGUAAAAAUAUAACAUUUAAAAUAGCACAACAUAUUGAUAAUAUCUUACACAGUUAUAAAUAAUAUUGUUACUUAAUUAUCUAAAAGUCAAUAUAUUAAACCUUGUGAAAGUAGUUGUAUUAUUUAAGUAGUUAUAUUCGUAUUUGUUAUUAAUCUUUUUUAGAAAUAAUUGUGUAGUUGUGUUUAAUAAUGAAAUCAAUAAAAUCAAAAACAAAGCGUAUUGUUCCACCCUUUAGUUCUCAAUCACGACAACCAAACACAAUUGUAGCUGGUCCUCCUCGGACACGUUCAUGUCAAACACCAAUUGGAAAUACUGCAUUUCGCCGUUAUUAUGAUAGAGGUGACUUUAUGUUGUCUGUCGAUAGCGGGCGAGUUAUGUGGAAAACAUCGUUUGAAAAUAUAGAUUAUCACCAUUAUUUACCAAUUUUUUUUGAUGGAUUACGUGAAGUUGCAUACCCGUACCGUGCAGUAGCUGAGCGUGGAGCUACAGAUAUGCUAAAAAAUGGUACACCAGAUCGUAUACUACCUGUUGUGCCCCAAUUGAUUAUUCCAAUAAAAUUAGCACUUAACACUGGUCAUCCAGAUGUAGUUAUAGCAACAUUGAAAAUGGUUCAAACCUUAGUAACAUCGGCUGAUAUGGUAGGAGAAGCUCUAGUGCCCUAUUAUAGACAAAUAUUACCACCCCUUAAUGUAUACAAGAACCUUAAUAAAAAUACAGGCGAUGGCAUCGAUUAUGCUCAAUAUCAACAAGAAGAUGUUGGGGAUUUGGUAAAUAAUACUUUAGAAAUUCUUGAAAGACACGGAGGAGCUCAUGCUUUUAUUAAUAUUAAAUACAUGAUUCCAACUUAUGAGUCGAGUGUGGCAAACUAAUAUAUUACAUAAUUUAAAUAUAGACCCUAAAUAUUUUAAUUUCACAAAUUGAUUUAUUAUUUCCUUAAAAGAAUAUUUUAGAAAUCUAAGUAUAUAUUAGAUGAUUGUU
Molecule: messenger RNA, 1791 nt
Organism: Rhopalosiphum padi (bird cherry-oat aphid)
Lineage: Eukaryota; Metazoa; Arthropoda; Insecta; Hemiptera; Aphididae
Product: parkin coregulated gene protein-like
Exons: 1
Coding region: 1002-1682 (226 amino acids)
Molecular function (GO): Hsp90 protein binding; Hsp70 protein binding
Source: RefSeq, a predicted model, not a curated record